UGGGGCACUGAGCAAAGAAACAGCUAGAAGAAAGCUGCACGGGAGACUGCAGGGAACACAGAUACAGACUGCAAGGAACAGAUAAACUGUAAGGUUGACAUAGACUGCAAGGGACAACCUGUAAGACAAACACAGUUAUAAGCAACAAGCAAACUGCAAGAUAGAGAGAUUGCAGACAAAGAGUGAGACACAACAAGAUAGACAAACAAAUUGUAAGAUAGACUGGAGAGACAGAUGAGGUUAAAAGUCAACUAGAGACAUGCUGUGAGAGGUAUCUAGAAACAACCUGAAAAACAAAGGGAAAGAUACUGACCCCCAGCAAACUCUGAGACAGAGAGACUACUAAAUACAUAAAUUGUAAAACAGAAGGUGGGACAGUUAAAGAGAGAGGAAUAGAUUACCGUAAAUGUUCUCUGUAAAGGACAUUUUGGAGAUAUCUCGUGAAAGAGAUAUCAUGUUAGGUCACAAAGGAGAAUGUUAGGGAUGGAGGUUAACCGAAUAGUGCACCGAGAGGCGUAAAACUGUGUUUGCACAUGUUUACAUGUGGUGAACAUGAGAGUGUUUGUUAAAUUCAGAUGUAGAGCAAUAGAAGAAAGAAACUUAAUUGUGCAUUAAGACAGGAAGGUGUUUAUGUUAGACAUUGAGAGAGGAUUCUAUAUUAUGUUUUGUAAGAAUUGUGCUUGAGAAGGAAAGACAGCAAUUGAUAAAUAAUUGUGUUAUUAACCAAGGGAGAGCUACUUGUCUAUGUGCAAUUUAGCAGUAGUACCAGUGUUAAGAGAAGCUAUGUGCUAAGUGCUGUGAUAGGUUGUUAGGAGCUAAGAAGAGCUUUGUGUUAGGUACUGAUCUAAAGUUUGGUAUUGAUAAUGGUUUGUGUGCUAGGCUUUUAAAGAGGACUUUCAACUGUGUGUUAAAAUAUUGCAUUGAUUAUACUGAGAGUACUGGGUGCUAAGUAUUGUGAGACAGCUGUGUUCUAUGUGUUGAGAUAGGGUUGUGUUCCAGGUGUUAAUAGAUUACUGUGAGAAGGAAGUGAUAUACAACAGGACAUAUGUAAAAGUACAAUGGAAUUAUAGCAUGCCCAUUGAGAGACAGACAUGUAUUAAUAAACAACUUAUUGUUAGUAUUUAUAUAGAUAGGUCAAGAUACAAAAUACUUUUAAUAUUUAUAAACCAAUAAAUUGGUUUUGGACUGUCAAGAGCUGGAUGAGAAAUAUUUUGUUGAUAGAAUAGAGACAGAAGGGAUAUGGAAGGGACCAUCGCAAAGCAGGGAUCUCUCUACUAUCAGCAUCAGCAUAGAUUCGGAAAGAAGUGGAAGAAGGUAUGGGGGAUCCUGCAUGGUGAAGCCUCCUCAGGAGUAGCACGUCUGGAGCUGUAUGAUGGUUCCCAACCCCCAGAAAGUAGUCGCAAGCCAGAAUACUGGCGACUGGUUCAGAUGAGUGACUGCGUCAGCGUGUCAGAUCGCUGUGGAGAGAACAGUCCAAAAGACACACGCGCAUUCAGCAUUGAGACAGCACAGAGAGUUUACCUACUGGCUAGUGAGGCCAUUGAGCAGCCAGCAUGGGUGAAGGCGCUCUGCUCUCUGGCAUUCCCACAGGAUCGCUUAUUACUUGAGAGACGGUGCAGCCAAACAAACAAAUCAGAAGGAUUCCAACUACAGGAAAAUGUGUUAUACAGUACAAGUAGAGAGACUAAGCCAGGUCAAUUUGUAGUUCGGGUCAGACAAACAGAUGCAUCUUCUCGCUGUGGUCUUUCAGGAACUUAUGCUCUAUCAGCAGAUUGCAAUUGUCUUUCCCUGAAGGACCGUCAGACUGAGAAGCUCCUGUAUAGCUGGCCUUAUCCAUUUCUCAGGAGAUUUGGGAGAGAUAAAACUAUGUUUUCUUUUGAGGCUGGACGUCGCUGCACUUCUGGAGAGGGACAGUUUGAAUUUGAGACACCCCUUGGGAGUCAGAUCUUUCAGGCAAUCGAAACUGCCAUCAGCUCUCAACGCAAAGAUAAUUCCUCCACAAGUGGAUAUGAACAGUACAGUGAAGUAACGAAUCCAGGAACACGCCCAUCAGCCCCAUCUCUACGAAAGGCCAUCUCUCAACCACCUCCUUGUUCUCAAGGCAGCGGUAACACUGAAAGUGCUCUUUUAGAAAGUGAAUAUGCUAUACCCUUUGAUAAAGUGGCCCGUGACCUUUUGGCUACAGGAUUUGGGGGUCUGCUUGGACCUGUCCCUCCCGCACAGGGAAAGAUCAAGAACAGUCACAAAGCAGAGCAUAUAUAUGAUGAGCCAGAGGUGCCUUCAAAUCCAGUGUAUGAUGAGCCCGAGAGUAUGAGAGUUGAGGCUUGGAAGACCCAGGCCACCGAUGCCUUUGAAACUGGGUAUGAAUAUCCAUAUUUGCCAGGCUGGGAUGAUUAUGCUGUGCCUAGGGGUGGCGGAACUAACUCUAAAAAAGAGAAGCAAGAAGGAGAAAUUGAUGAAUGGGGCAAUGAGAUGCAUGAUGAAGGUGACUAUGACAAUAUUACUUUGAAAGGAUCACGGAAGAGCUAAGAAGAAAAGGAGGAAAUUGUUGUCACACAACAGCCUUCGUGAAUGAAGGCUCAACAAAAUUAUUCCAGUCCAAAUUAGUUAUUAGGGAUGAUUUGUGCAUUUUGGCAUUUAUUCUUAUAAUUGUCUUCCCGUGAUUUUUUUCCCCGUGGCUUAGAUUUGUAAAACAGCUUCUUAAUAGUAUAUACUGUAGUUAAUAGUACAUAGUUCAUAACAUUCAUAAUCCUCAGCCAGAGCAUGCUGAAUAUGGAAUAUGCUUCUCAUCCUCAUCAAGUUGACAUACAUAAUAGAACGGAAAUAGGAAAUGAGGUUAUGCCAUUUGAUUGUGAGAAUAUAUUAUCUAACUCACAACGUUAUUUCACCUCAAACUGGCAAAAUCCUCCACUCAUCCUGUAUUCUGUGGGCAAACAGUCCUGCUAGCAAAAUCAUUUAAAACGUCUGGAAGAGCUGUAAUAUAAUUCAAAUAAUGCUUAGCCAGUACCCAAACAAGUGGGUCUUAACUUUGCCAAAAAUGUGCAUGUUGGGGGUGUUCUAAGCUGAUUAGAGGAUUAAGUACUUUUUUGCAAUGCUUAUUAAAUGUGUCUAGACUUAUACAAGUCCAGAGAGUAUGGAUACUUACUUGUAGAAAAAAAUUAUAAAAAAUACUGUGUUUGCCUUUUCCUAAUAAAUAAAUGUUACCAAGUUUGUAAAGAUAAUAAAGUGAUAUGUGAAAGUAUCACAUAAACGUAAGUUGUUACCUUCAUAAAACCUCUUGUGCCAAAGCCUGUAACAUGCUUAGUGUACAAACAAUAUACUUGUUCCUGCUUAGGUUGUGGUUAUACAGGUUUCAGAGGUCUGUUAUGAAGUGUAUUGUCUGCUCUUAGAUAGAUUUACUUUGCUGUAGGUAUUCAGCAAUAAAAGAACUGAAACUUGGAUGAAGUUCAGACUCAGUAAUAAAUUAACCAAUAUUUUAAUUAAAGUAAUUUUUUGUCAUUUCCAUUGCCAAGUAAUUGUAUGUGUCAGUCUCAAAAUGAUAUUAAGAAUCUCUGAAAGAAAGGGAAUAAUAUAGUGGUACCACUAGAAUAAGUGUAUACCAGGGGUGUCCAAAAGGUAGAUCCCCAGAUGGCGUUGAACUACAACUCCUAUGAUGCUUUG
This is a messenger RNA of Pelobates fuscus (common spadefoot toad), 3660 nucleotides long. It is a transcript of the gene DOK2, whose product is annotated as docking protein 2. Lineage: Eukaryota; Metazoa; Chordata; Amphibia; Anura; Pelobatidae. The record is from RefSeq and is a predicted model, not a curated record. Gene Ontology annotation, cellular component: cytoplasm. Gene Ontology annotation, biological process: Ras protein signal transduction; cell surface receptor protein tyrosine kinase signaling pathway; positive regulation of MAPK cascade. The transcript has 5 exons. The coding region runs from base 1240 to 2529 and encodes 429 amino acids.